UUUGAUUGGUUAAUGUCAAGGAACUGUCAAAAUGAAAGCACACUGAACACUGACUUGUAAAAAUGUUUCGUAAAAGACACCGAUUACUCCUUCUUAUAGGCACUAUAUGGAUAUGUGGAAUCCUUUACUUUCUUCUUAAGUCAUCAACAAAUUCGGAAGUUGAAGAAGAAAGACGUUACCAUAAAAAUUAUCUUCCACAAGAAAUAGUACAUGAGGUUGUAAACAAUGAUAACCUGAAAUUUCAGCCACAUCAAAAUAUCCAUGAAAAUGAACCACAAAAGCAUAUUAAAGUAGUCCCAACAAAAUACCCUAAGCCAUCAAAAAUACAUGUACCAGAGAACCAUGUAGGUGACUGGGAACAGGUGAAGAAAGUGAAUGCUGUGGUCGACAAGGACAGUGAGAGUAAUGACAUUCCAUGGGAAGAAUUUCCGGAGAAUGUUUACAUAAAUAAAAAAGCUUUAAAACCUGGUGAAGAUCCGUAUGGUCGUAACAAGUUUAAUCAACAAGCUAGUGACAAUACCAAAAGUAAUCGAGAUGUUCCAGAUACAAGACAUGCACAAUGCAGAUCUAAACAUUGGACAGUUGACCUACCAUCAACUACAGUCAUUAUAACAUUUCAUAAUGAAGCAAGAUCUGCUCUACUUAGAACCAUCAUCAGUGUGUUCAGAAAAAGUCCAGCUCAUUUGAUAGAAGAAAUUAUUCUUGUUGACGACUUUAGUGAUGAUCCUUCUGAUGGUGAAGAGCUAGCCAGAAUGAAGAAGGUGAAACUGAUACGUAACAACAAGAGGGAGGGAUUAAUGAGGUCAAGGGUCAAAGGUGCUGAUGCUGCUAAAGCUCCGGUGCUGACCUUCCUUGACAGCCACUGUGAAUGUAACACAAACUGGCUCGAACCUUUACUUCUAGAAGUUCAACAGGACAAGAAGAAGGUUGUGAGUCCUAUAAUUGAUGUAAUUAACAUGGACAACUUUGAAUACAUUGGUGCUUCAGCUGAUCUAAAAGGAGGUUUUGACUGGAAUUUGGUGUUUAAAUGGGAUUACAUGACAAGUGAAGAAAGAAAUAAGAGAGCUUCAAAUGUUAUAGCUCCUAUUAUGACGCCAAUGAUUGCCGGAGGUUUGUUUACUAUAGAUAAAAGUUGGUUUGAAGAACUUGGCAAGUAUGAUAUGAAAAUGGAUGUGUGGGGUGGUGAAAAUUUAGAAAUAUCAUUCCGGGUGUGGCAAUGUCACGGAACAUUGGAGAUAAUUCCAUGUAGCAGGGUGGGUCAUGUGUUUAGAAAACAGCAUCCAUACACAUUCCCUGGUGGAAGUGGAAAUGUCUUUGCAAGAAAUACAAGGAGAGCAGCUGAAGUGUGGAUGGAUGAAUACAAGGAAUUUUAUUAUGCAGCAGUGCCGUCUGCUAAAAUAGUAGACACAGGAGAUAUAUCGGAGAGACUGGCAUUACGUAAACGUUUGAAGUGUAAACCAUUCAGCUGGUAUCUGGAGAAUGUUUAUCCAGAGCUGAAUGCUAACUUACCAGCGAUUGAAGGAGAUGAAGAAAGAGUACCAGACAAGGGGGACCAGGCAUUUGGAAGCAUUAUACAGGGAACCAUGUGUAUGGACACUAUGGGAGGAUUUGCCGAUGCUAUACUGGGAAUGUUCCAGUGUCACAAUACAGGAGGAAAUCAGGAGUUUUCCAUGACAAAGACUGGAGAAAUACGUCACCUUGACCUUUGUUUAACAUUAACAAGUACUGAUCCAGGAGAAGUUGUGAAACUGUUCCAGUGUACACCAGAUAAUACUAAUCAGCAAUGGGAACGUAUAGAGAGUGGUACAAUGUUACGUAGCAAGUAUCAGGGUGUAUGUAUAGACAGUGCUGAAACUCAGAGACGAGGUCUGGUAGCAAACACCUGUGAUUUUAAUUCUCCCAGUCAAAAAUGGACAUUUACAGCAUCGGCAUGAUCACCUUAGUUUGAUGUACACAGGAAGAUUGUCCCAGUGAUUUUAGCUGCCAGGUGAUGAAAUAUUACAUACUAUAUGAUAAAUACAAUAUGUAUACAUCUACUGAAGGUGAUCAGGGUAGGUGUAAAUCAUAACAUCAGGACAGUAUUGUCUCAAAGGGAUUCCUCCUUUAUGUUAUAAACUUAGAUGUUUAAUAAUGGUGGACUGGAUCUCAGUAUAAUACUUCAGAUGCCUGGUUUAGAUAGACUGUGUUGUUUUUUUAUGAAGUAGACUGUGUGCUGUAUAUUAUUUCUCAUUGGUGGUGGGAAACUGUGAUUUACCACAAGAUGUAGUUAUGGUGCUAAUUUACAUUGAAAUAUCUCAUUUCACACAUGAUGAAAUUAUACCUUUAAUAGCAUUGGCAAUAAACUGCUCAACCAUUUGCUAGAAAGUAAAAGUGGAAAUUUAGUAAUUAUUUCUGGAGAAGAAUGAUUUUUAACUCUUACUCAUUAAUUUUUUAAC
Messenger RNA from Ruditapes philippinarum (Manila clam), 2435 nucleotides. RefSeq names its product polypeptide N-acetylgalactosaminyltransferase-like. Gene Ontology annotation, cellular component: Golgi apparatus. Bases 63 to 1934 code for a protein of 623 amino acids. NCBI's taxonomy places the organism in Eukaryota, Metazoa, Mollusca, Bivalvia, Venerida, Veneridae. The transcript has 16 exons. The record is from RefSeq and is a predicted model, not a curated record.